UUGUUUGGAGAGCAAUUGUGCAGUGAACAAGUGCGUACGCUUUAUUCCGUAUCGAAAAGAUAAACCACCUUCCCCCCCCCAACAUCAGCAGCAGCAGUAGUGAAUCUUUCUUUAUCGACACACCAUUCUACGCAUUUUAAUAGCAAAGAUGAAGUUCCAGUACAAGGAAGAGCACCCGUUCGAGAAGCGAAAGGCCGAGGGCGACAAAAUUCGACGCAAAUAUCCAGACCGUGUGCCUGUGAUCGUCGAGAAGGCACCGAAAGCUCGCAUCGAUGACCUGGACAAGAAGAAGUACCUAGUCCCGUCCGACCUGACCGUCGGCCAGUUCUACUUCCUGAUUCGCAAACGCAUCCAUCUCCGCCCGGAAGAUGCGCUGUUUUUCUUCGUGAACAACGUCAUUCCGCCGACGUCGGCCACCAUGGGCUCGCUGUACCACGAGCAUCACGAGGAGGACUACUUCCUCUACAUUGCCUACUCGGAUGAGAAUGUUUACGGUAGCGGCAGCAGCAGCAGCAGCAGCACCGCUGACAGCAGCAACUAAGCUACCAGCGAAGCAUAAUUAUAACCAUAAAGCUUGUGUGCCGUGUUUGUGUGGGUGUGAGGACAUGCAAACACACUCACGCUGCACACAGCCACUGCACGCAACAACAAAAAUACUUGUGAUGAUACUGAAGAAAAGGACAAAAAAAUGUGUGAAAAGCCAUUCUCUCGUAUAAGCCUAUAACACAUCGAUCCUCCUGCUUUUCUCCCCCCCCCCUUUUCCCAUCGAUGUUCAAGAUCUGGCGGAUGGUGGUGGUGGCGGCGAUGGUAUUGAAGUUUGGCACCGCGCACAGCCCCGCAUUCGCACGAGACUGACACUCACUUGCUGUUCGUUGAUUUUCGUUCCCCAAACAGAUGUUGAUUUGUUGAUUACACAGGGAGCGCUCUGCACUUGAACACGAUUUCCUUUGUACUUUCCACCCUUAUAGCAAUACGUGCAUGGACCGUUCGUUUUGUCCCUCCGCCCGUUUCCCUUUGUUUCUGUGGUUCAUUUGUACUGGGGUAUAGUUACAUACUACAACAAAACAAAAGAAUGCUAGGCCGUAUUCGAUUACGUAUUUUAUUUAAUGCAAAAAUAUGCAAAAAAAACUGUAUAAGUAGGAUUAAUGGAAAAAA
Anopheles arabiensis is the source of this 1155-nucleotide messenger RNA. Its product is annotated as gamma-aminobutyric acid receptor-associated protein. Gene Ontology annotation, biological process: macroautophagy; autophagy of mitochondrion; autophagosome assembly. Gene Ontology annotation, molecular function: ubiquitin protein ligase binding; GABA receptor binding. The record is from RefSeq and is a predicted model, not a curated record. The transcript is spliced from 2 exons. The coding region runs from base 149 to 541 and encodes 130 amino acids. Lineage: Eukaryota; Metazoa; Arthropoda; Insecta; Diptera; Culicidae. Gene Ontology annotation, cellular component: autophagosome membrane; cytosol; autophagosome.